Messenger RNA from Triticum dicoccoides, 5197 nucleotides. RefSeq lists its product as uncharacterized. The transcript is spliced from 7 exons. The coding region runs from base 3886 to 4890 and encodes 334 amino acids. NCBI's taxonomy places the organism in Eukaryota, Viridiplantae, Streptophyta, Magnoliopsida, Poales, Poaceae. The record is from RefSeq and is a predicted model, not a curated record.
AAAAGCAGAACAGUAAAUAUAAGCAAAAAAUAAAAAAUAAAAACAAAAAAGUAAACGAAAAUGAAAAAUGAAAAAGAAAGAAAAAACUGAGAAAAAAAAACGGUUCUGGGAAGGUUCUCCCAAAACCGGUGAGGAGGAAAUAGCGAAAUGGCCGACCAAAAAGGAGCAGACGCUGUAGGGGGGUACGUGCAGACGAGCUGUUACUACAUCAGUUGUACGUACUCCAUAGUCCAUAGCUAUUGGUUUCGACAUACAAGUGGCACUGUGGCAGCAUCUCACAACACUCUUGGUCUGCUUAAAAUCUGGGCAACUCAUUUAUACUGCCUGUAGCGACCGAGUAAAACUGGAAACAGGUAGUAGCCACACCUUAUCGUUGCUGUUACAACUGUCAACACAUGCAUAAUUUUGGAAAACAAUGACAACUACAAAUUCCGAGCGCGGCCUGUAAACGUGUGGAUUUUUCCGGCAUAGCUACUGAAUCAACAAAAAAAAACGGGUCCAUCCGUAUUUGUUCGUCACCAAUACUAUGUUACUAAUUUAUCAGCUUAGCAGCAAAAGCACAGAUGUGAAAUAACAUCAGGAUGUCAGUAGAGAAAAUAAUUCCACCCCGGUGUUGUUAAGUUCUUCUCUUCUCUGGCCGUUGCCAGGAUCCAUGGAUGAGAUAAUCCAUCGACGUCAAACUGGCGAGAUGAAUGAAUACUUCUAUCUUUUUUUCACCCAUCAUGAUAAUAAAUGAACAAACGUUUAUUUUCUCAUGAGCGUGAUAACAUCAGUAUCGCGAGAACUAAAGCAAAAAAACAAAAACAAAAAAAACUCAUCGUUUCAUUUCUUUCAUUACAAACCCAAAUACAAGGGCACUUUCAGAAUAUAUUUGUUUCUAUUACUUGUGAACCCCAGUUCCUUAAGUAAGUUCUAUCCUAAUAUAGGAGUACUUUACAAGAAGCCAUCAUCAUCUCUUGGGCAGCAGAAAGUCCAAGCUCUGGAAAUGGCCUCAUCAUCUGCUCAUCAUUGGAACCUACUAAUCUUUCUUUUCGGAUUCUAUAACUCCCGAACGUCAGAAUUUUAAAAGUCGCCUCCGAACGUCUUCUAGACCAGUGGAUAGGAGCACGAAUCCUAAAGAUUGGAUUGCUGACACGUCAGCUCUGGAAAUCGUUCGGGGAGGAGUUCCAUCACCCCGAACCUUAUCUUCUCCCCCACCGCAUUAGCUUCUGCCUUGUUUAUCCACUCCCACCUCCCCGACAGUGAGGCAGAGGCCAUGCCGCCGCGGCCGCUGCGGCGGCGUCCAGGCCGGCCCCUCCGCGUGCUCCUCGCCGACGCUGGGGCUCCAGACGCAUUUUUCGUUCCGUCUUGGGCGUAGCCGAGCGCCAGCCGGCUCAACCCGCUCGAGGUGUCAGGUCGCACCGCCGCAACAGGCGUCCAUGGCGGCCCCUCCUCGUGCUCCUCACCGACGACGGGGCACCAUGACGCCAUGUUCUCCGUUCCGUCUUGGGCGUAGCCGAGCGCCGCCUGCUCACCCGCGCCACCGCGGUGGGCGUCGAGGACGCCUCCAUUCGAGCGCUCCUCGCUGACGACGAGCACCAGACCGCCGGUUUUCAGGGUCCAGGCUGAGAGGUCCUGCAGCCACGCCCGAGCUGCGCAGCUCGCCUCCAACCCUGCAGCAGCCGCUACCUUGCCGCGCGACCGCUAAGCUUUUCAGAGGAGGAAUCUUUGAUGGUGAACUACGAGGUCAGGGGAAAAGUAGCCAACAGCUCGAGCGGUGCGCUCGAUUCAUGUCGCCGUCGCAGGACCACUGGUCCUUCGGGAGGCGGCGAGGCAGACGGGAGGCAGGCGUGGUAGGCGCAGCAAGCCUUUGCGGCAGUUGCAGGCAGGGCUAGUAAUUUCAGGUUCUGCACACACUCAAUCCAUCCUAGUUUAGCUAUCAAAAUUUUCUUCAAUGUGCGUGCACUUAUUGAGAGAGGUUGUACCUUUCAAUCUAGCUGUAGAUGGGGCCAUGGCAAAUUUAGUAUAAGUUUGUUCAAUCCCAUUGCAAUUUUCUAACAAAAUCUACCCUUUAUCAUGGCGAUUACAUAUUACUUUGUUGGAAGUUCAUGGAAUUUGUUCAUACCUUGGCAAAUUUGUAUCUGGUCGCAUGGAAAAUUCUAUAACAAAAAAUGAUGGCCAUGUCAACCAUAGCUUCAAGGUGUGUUUUGCCAUGCCAACUUGAAGCUUAGGUGUUUCCAUGACGGCAACAUUUGUGUUGUGUCUUUUUUGAAUGUUGCCAUGGCAAUUACAUUUUUGUUUGAGAACAUGGCAACUUUGGUGUUCUAACUUUUUCUUGCCAUGGCAAAAUUUAUUAUCUUUUUUUUAAAACAUGGCAAACUUGCCAUGGCAACUUUGCUAUGUUCAAGAACAUGACAAAGUUAUGGAUGUUCAAAAACAUGGCAAACUUAAAAUGUUUUUGGCAAAUGUAUUGACGGAGCAUGGCAAUUCUAGUUCACGGGGCAUGGCAAAAAUACCUUUAUUCACAGCGAAAAGUGAGAUUUUUUGUACGUUUUUCUUGCCAUGGCAACUUUACUUUAAUGGCAUGUCAAUUUUUACUUUAUUUUUUUGACAUGGCAAAUUUAUUGUAUAGAGCAUGACAAUUUUAAUUUAAAUAUGAUGGCAAAUUUACAUUUCCACACAUUAAUUUUUUUAAUAUGUAGCAUGGCAAAUAUACUUGUGUAGCCAUGGCAAUUUUUAAUUUAUUUCCAUGACAAAAUUACACCAUUUUUGCCAUGGCAAAAUUUACUUCAUUUUUUUGCCACAGCGUACUUUUAAUGACAUGGCAAAUUUUAGUUUUUUUUCAUGGCAAAUUUAUUGUAAAGAGCAUGGCAAUUUUAAUUUAAAUAUGAUGGCGAAUUUACAUUUUCCGGAACAUGACAAAUUUUUACUAUGUAGCAUGGUAAAUAUAUUUGUAUUCCCAUGGAAAUUUUUAAUUUAUUUUCCGUGGCAAAAUUUAAUCCAUUUUUUGCCAUGGAAAAAUUUACUCCAUUUUUGCCAUGGCAAAAAUACUUCUAUUCACAUGGCAAAUUUUAGUUUAACUUGCCAUGUGAAAAUUUCCUGCUUUUUUACAUUUGUAUAUUGAAAGAUGGCAAAGUUAAGAAAUUUUGAUCCAUUGAUAUAGCAUUGCUCAGAUUUUUAUACAUGCCCAAUGACAAUUUUUGUAGAAAUCUUUUUUGUUCUAUCUGAUAUUUCCAUUUUUUUUUGUUUUUCCAUAAUAUCAUAGCAAACCUUUUCCACACUCAAUUGUAAUGAAGUCUGUAUGAACAUCAUGGCAAUUCAUGUAAUUUUUUAAUAUACCCUUUUUCAUGAUUAUAUGCUAGUUUUGUUCAUAAGAGCAUGGCAACUUUUUGUCGCGUACUAUGGAUUUUCUAGAUUUGUUUCAAGGAGAGAUUUCUUGGUCCAGUGCAUUUUUAGGCCUUUUUCCGUUUCUGUCUAUUUGUUGGGAUAGCAGUUUUGUUUUUUUGAAACAAGGGUAGUAGCAGUUUUUGGGCCUACAGAAAAUGCAAUUCUUUGUUUUUUAAUUUAUUCAAUUUAAUGAAGUUUUUGGGCUGGUCUGUUGGAGUCAUUGAGCUGGCCCGCUGAAGGCGAGCGGAGACAGGCGUUCGGGAGGGGGGUAGAUCGUAACGAACGAAAUCGUUCGUUCGGUCCUCUCUCCUGGAUCGAACGAAACCUCCCCUCCCCGAACGUUCGGGGUGUUAUUUCUAAACCGAACGAAGCGCAGCUGACGUUGCCGUCUACUCCUAUAUCCAGAUAAGAUCGCCUCCUACUUUUCCUCUGACUUUUCCCCUCACGUACGUUCGUUCUCUCAGGUGCUUCUUCUUCCAGCAGGCGUCACCUGCGAGUCUCCCAUCUCUUCUCUCGGUCAUGAGUCAAUCAAGCUCACCACCAGGGGAAAAUGGCGGCGACGGCUACGUCUGCAACUGCCGCGCGAUGGGCGGCGGCGGCUGCCACUGCGGCUCUUACCUAGUAUCCAAAAGGAAGGACGACAUACUAAAUAGGCCACAAAAGGAGAUGAUAAUGGACAAAAUCUCUAAGAUAGGGCCCGAAUUACCUUUGCUCGUGCUGAAGAUGACAAAAAAUGGUAUACUGAAUCCAAACCUGCAUAUCUGCGACGCAUAUGUUUCGAGGUGUCUCCAGUAUUUCAUCGACGCAUAUGUUUCGAGGCGUCUCCCGCACGAACAAGAGGGCGACCAAAUAAUACCUCUCAAAGUUUUGCUAGAAGGUAUGGAGGUGAACACACAGCUGGUCAUCAAGAAAUAUCCCUCUGGGACGUGGCAUACUAUAUAUCGAAAAGACUGGAAGCAAUUGAUCAAAGAUGCCAAGAUGAAGGCGGGAGACAUUUGCCUCUUCCAAGUUGUAAACAGGAGCAGCAGCGAGCUCACGAUGAUGGUCCAUAUGAUCCGCACGUCGGAAAUGCUGCCUCGCAAGGAAGGAAGCACCAGCGUCGAGGCCAGCGAGCCUCGCGCGGAGGAGACACGCUUGGCCCAGCCGGGAGGAGACGCCGGCAAGCCUUGCGCGGAGGAGACCCACUCCUCCCCGGCGGGAGGAUACGUCGGCAAGCCUCGCGCUGAGCCCUCCGGAGGGAGCGACAGCGACAGCCGCCCCCAUCUGAAUGUGAAGAGGAGCCUCUCGCCUUCACCUGGCGAGUCCCUCCAAAAGGAGAAGAAGAUGCAGCUAGGGGCCACGACGUCCACCGAGCCCUCACCGGAGGCGCCCGCUGAGGAGACCCAUGCGCCCCUGUCGAGCCCUGAGGGGCGUGAGGAGAUGGCUCGCCAUGUUGAGGCGGCGACGAGGCAGACGGUGAGCGAAGAUGGUUUUGUGACUUGGCAGCCGCUCGAAGACUUGCCUCCCCCAGCUGGGAGGAACUAGCUUCGCAAGGGAAGGGGGCCUCCGAGGUGAGGAGGUGCCUCUAAAGGCGCGACGAGCCCCCAGCACAAGCCCACAGACGUGAAAUAACAUCAGGAUGUCAGCGAAAGCACAGACGUGAAAUAACAAUUUUGCAUCUGAUAAUAGGCUACGUACUUUUACAAGUCUAAUAAAAGGCCAAAACAAUUAUUAGCCAGGGUACUUCCACAUCUCAGAAUCACAUUUGUCUUCCCCAAUAGACAACUCAAGAAAGACGAUUGGCUUAGUCAAUCAAUCGAGACGUGCUUCCAUAUCCUGAUGCACUUGCCUU